AUGGAGGCAGGUGGUGUGCGGAUGGUUUGCGAUCCUAGCACUCUUGAUUCGACUCGUUAUGUUGAAGCCCGUUGUACUGGUGUUGACUUACCAGACACGGUCGCCGAAAAGCGAAAGGCUGUUUGCGACAAGAUGAAAGGAAAACUUUGCGAACGCGCUUGCUUUUUGACAACUCCAGCAUCAAAGGAGGAGGAUUUGACCGCCCGCUUCCAGCAGGCGUGCAGUGAUCAGAAAGGCUCGGAUAAAUCACCGUACUUGGCAUUUGUCCAUGUGUAUCCUACCAAGGAACAGGCUGUGAAGUGGAGUGAUGGCAAAUGUGAUGUCUCUGUCUUUUCCUAG
Messenger RNA from Penicillium roqueforti, 339 nucleotides. RefSeq lists its product as uncharacterized. NCBI's taxonomy places the organism in Eukaryota, Fungi, Ascomycota, Eurotiomycetes, Eurotiales, Aspergillaceae. The transcript has a single exon. The coding region runs from base 1 to 339 and encodes 112 amino acids. The record is from RefSeq and is a predicted model, not a curated record.